This is a messenger RNA of Diachasma alloeum, 1620 nucleotides long. RefSeq names its product parathyroid hormone 2 receptor. Gene Ontology annotation, biological process: adenylate cyclase-modulating G protein-coupled receptor signaling pathway; cell surface receptor signaling pathway. Gene Ontology annotation, molecular function: G protein-coupled peptide receptor activity; peptide hormone binding. NCBI's taxonomy places the organism in Eukaryota, Metazoa, Arthropoda, Insecta, Hymenoptera, Braconidae. The transcript has 9 exons. Bases 59 to 1444 code for a protein of 461 amino acids. Gene Ontology annotation, cellular component: plasma membrane. The record is from RefSeq and is a predicted model, not a curated record.
AGCUGUAACAGACGUUUCGCGAACGCACUUAACAGUGCGUGAGACGCGCAGUAGCAGGAUGACAAAUGGUGACGUGGAGAGGUUUCAGCACGAGCAAGAAAAAAAUUGCGAAUUGCUGACAAAUGAAUACAUCGUGAAUAAUGUGACGGAUCAAUGCCCGCCGUCUUUUGAUGGACUUCUCUGCUGGCCGAGUACGGUUGCUAAUGCUACUGCUGUACUGUCGUGCCCUCCACAAGCUGUUCUCGGGUAUGAGAAUCCCAACAAUGGCACAUCAACGAAACAAUGUCUCCCUGGGGGUAACUGGUACAGUAAUUCGCUUGGAGUCACUUGGAGCAAUUAUACCCUCUGCACACCACCCCCUGGCUAUUUUGUCACAGCCGUUGAAAAUAUCGAGAUCACCCAUUCCGAGUUUGCGAAGACGCACAACUCUACUGUUCUAAUUAAAUGGGUACCAAUAAUAAAAACAAUAGCAAAGGUCGGUUAUGCUUCAUCAAUGACAACAUUAAUAAUCGCCCUGAUAAUAUUUUUACUCCUGAGAAAAUUGCGGAAUCAUCGAAAUCGUCUUCACAUGCAUUUGUUCGUCUCGUUCAUCAUGAGAGCAUUCAUGGCGCUUCUCAAAGACCGGCUCAUCGUAAACGGCAUUGGUUCAACUUGGAACAUCAUCCUGGUGGACGGGAAAAGCACUUUCAUCACAGAAAAACACAUUUGGGUCUGCAAAGUAAUCACAAGCGCUUGGCAGUACUUCAUCGUCGCUAAUUACGCCUGGAUCUUCAUGGAGGGACUCUAUCUACACAAUCUCGUUUUUCUCGCAUUCUGCGCUGACACCUCUGCAAUAACUGUGUAUAUAAUCCUCGGUUGGGGAUUACCAGCAAUUGUAGUUGGGGCGUGGGUUGUAAUUCGAGUUCUGAUGGAAGACACACUCUGCUGGACAACCAAUAAUAACCCCUACUUUUUUUUAAUCAUUCGAAUUCCCAUCAUGGUGUCCAUCCUGUUGAACUUUAUUCUUUUCUUGAAUAUCGUGAGAGUAUUAUUGAUAAAAAUGAAGACAUCGGUGCACUUACAACGGAAAAAAAUGCAUUAUGGGAGAUGGGCUAAGUCGACACUGGUGUUGGUUCCCCUCUUCGGAGCCCAUUAUACUAUUUUUCUAGGAUUGUCUUACCAUCACGAUCAUCAGGUGGAACUCAUCUGGCUGUUUUGUGAUCAAUUAUUCGCUUCGUUCCAGGGGUGUUUUGUGGCUCUUCUCUACUGUCUGAUGAACGGUGAAGUGCGCGCUGAAAUGAGACGAGCCUGGAGGGCUCAGCGAUCUCGACGAGGUGCCGAUUCUCUCAUAUUGACUCACAGAAACUUCGGAAAACCCGGAGAAAGAAGCCAAAGAAGUAUUAGAGCAAAUAACGCCAACAACACCACUCGGGCUCCAGACUAUCAGCAAACACUCCACGUUUGACUAGACGUUCACGAUGUCUGAGCAUUCUCUGUUCUGCAUGGAUCCAGGACCCCGGCUCACUCCAGAGUCUUUCAGCCAUUGCUGCUGAUCUUGGCCACAGUCGAGAGUCUAUCGACGCGCUGUCCGCCUGCUCGGUCCACAAUGUUGCCUCUCCACCUGUCAUUACAUCAUCAUCA